AUGGCCAGCACAACAGACGAGCUAGCAAAAUUCUCCAACGAGUCACUUCACUCCUACUCCUUCACCAGCGGGACGCACGAUAAGACUUUCGUCGAGGGCCGGCGGAGCAUCUUUUACCGAUCCAUCGACUUUAUGAAGCAAAAGAUCAAGGGCUGGCAGGUUCCCAUCUCAAAUGUCUUUCCUUACUCGGCUACAACCACCCCCACCGACAACUUCUCCAUCGGCGCCUACCCAUCACCAACCCCAUCCUCCUUCGCCAACUUCUCAGAGCCUACAACUAACGGAGGAACACAAAAACCAAAACUCAAGCGAACUAUGACCGACGUCCCGGCCUCGACUUCAACCCUUCAGCAGGUCAAAGAACGUGGAAAUCGGCCGCUCUCAAUCGCAACUAUCUCCACAGCAGCAAACUACAGUACUCUGCACUCGCCAACUCGGUUUCUGCCCCAGAGCCAGGCAAUGAUCACCACUGACCAGAACUGGGGCAUCAUCAUGGCCAACGAUGUCUCAUCGCUCGUCUUUGGAUAUCACGGAAGCGAAUUGACCACCAGAACCAUCCUCGAUCUGGUUGCCAGCCCAUACAAGGAAAAACUGGAAGUACUCCUUCACCAGCAACUGCAGGACGGCUCGUGCGAUAGCAAGGACGAGCAUGUGUUACUCUGCGGCAAAGUGAUCCGUAUUCAAAAACGCAACUCCCAUUCGGCAGCGGCGUCGGUCUGGCUCAAACAACGGAAAGACGCCAAUGGUCAGCUGCUGUACAUUUGGGUGUUUGAGGAGAUUUCCGAGUCGGUUGUUUCUGCAGUCAUCUCAAGCUCGGGAGAGAUUCUGAACAUCGAGGGAGCUAUCUUUGAUUUGUACGCUUACGACUACAUGGAAUUACUUGGUCGAUCCAUCACCACACUCAUCCCUGCUCUGGAGAAACUGCAAUCUGUCGACCCUGAUACCUCUUUUGCAACUCUGGAUGUGCACCAGAUCAACGUCAUCAAGUUCUUUGGCGCGAGGUCGAAAAACGGGAGCACAUUCCCGAUCAUUUGCAAAGUGUUGAACCCAUCCGAACACAUUGACCCUGAGGCGAACCCUUUCAAUCUGGAUCAUGAUUCCAUGGACGGUUACCUACUCCGUAUCAUCUCUAUGCCUGCGAUCGCCGGUGUGAUCACUUGCCACGACUCGGGGUUGAUCCAGAGUGCCAAUACCGUCUUUACCAAGUACCUCUUUGGAUACCCCGCUACAGAGCUGAACGAGAAGAAAUCUAUCAAUGACCUGAUACCCCAGUUCCAAUCGAUCUUGGACAAGUUGCUCGACGAGAAGGACCUGUCAGUAGACGAUGACUACGUGCGCUUGACAGAGGGUGCAAUUGUGACGGCGACGAUUAUCCGGAGAACAGCUGCCGAGGCGCCCAAACCAUCGAUCUUGUCGCCCGACUUUUUCGCCAAACCUCAGGACAGUAACUCAAACUCGACCACAGGAUCGCCCAGCAUCACCAACAGGCAGUCCUCAACCUUCAAACGGAACUUUGGCAUGUCGGCGCUUCUCAAGAGGACCAACAAUGCAUUCAUGUCAAAUUCUGGCAUUGUCGGACUGCACCGCGACGGAACUCCCCUCGAUGUUGAUAUCCAGAUCAGGAUGAUUGAAUCGCCUCAGGGACGGAUGUUUGCUGUUUGGAUCACCUAUGACCGCGACAUCAGCUUUACGCGUGAGCCCAACAGGAAACCAGCCCCGGCCCCUGCCCUGACGCCUUCAAAGUCGCUCUCGGAGGCUAUGGAGGAUCUGAGGUCGAUGGUGGAUUCGUCUACAGAAAGCGAGCAGAUGGUGCCGGAUGUGAAUGAGAACAUGAGCGAUGCAACCACAGAGGAUCUGCAGCUUCCCCGGACACCCAAGUCUGGCUACCUGCCCAAUGUCAAGACCUCACUCAAUCACCAUUUUUCGUCGGAUUCAGCAUCAUCGCUUUCGUCCUGCGCCUCUCCCGCCUCCCCCGCACCCUCGACGCCCUCCUCUCGCCUCUCGAUCGACAACAUGAAGUCACAGUAUUCGGCUGUGACCAAGCUGCAUAGCAUUGCAGACUAUGAUAUCCUCGAAUCGCUGGGCCAGGGAGCGUAUGGCCAAGUCAAGCUGUGUUGUCUGAAGGAAGGAUCGACCAAGGUGGUGAUGAAGUACAUUGUCAAGAGCCGCAUUCUGGUGGACUGCUGGACGAACGACAGGAUCCUGGGGAUGAUUCCCAUGGAGGUGUCGAUCAUGCACACGCUACGGAGGAUCCCUCACCCCAAUAUUGUUCUGAUGACGGACUUUUUCGAGGACGAGGAGUACUAUUAUGUGGAGAUGGCGCUUCAUGGAACCGGCAUGGACCUGUUUGACUAUAUCGAGCUGACGCCAUAUAUGACCGAGGACGAGAUCCGAGCAAUCUUCCGACAGAUCUGCGAUGCGGUGUACCAUCUGCACUCGAACAAAAUUGUGCAUCGGGAUAUCAAGGACGAGAACGUGAUUUUGGACCAGAAUGGCAAGAUCCAGUUGAUCGACUUUGGAUCGUCGGCGUACCUGAAGGAGGGCAAGAAGUUUGACACGUUCUGUGGCACACUGGACUAUGCGGCGCCCGAGGUUUUGACUGGCAAGAAAUAUGAGGGCCGCAAGCAGGAUAUUUGGGCACUCGGCAUUUUGCUCUACACCCUCAUCUACAAGGAGAACCCGUUCUACAACAUUGACGAAAUCCUCAGCCGCGACCUCCGCGUCCCUUUUGUCCUCUCCGAAGAAUCUAUUGCGCUGAUUAGGUGUAUGUUGUCGAGAGACAUUGAAAAGCGACCCCUGAUCGACGAUGUCCUCUCUCACCCAUGGAUGACCGCCCCUUCCAAAACCCCCGAGUCGUCAUCGACUGCAUAA
This is a messenger RNA of Linnemannia hyalina, 2871 nucleotides long. The record is from the annotation of a GenBank genome assembly. NCBI's taxonomy places the organism in Eukaryota, Fungi, Mortierellomycota, Mortierellomycetes, Mortierellales, Mortierellaceae.